Armigeres subalbatus is the source of this 1177-nucleotide messenger RNA. RefSeq lists its product as uncharacterized. NCBI's taxonomy places the organism in Eukaryota, Metazoa, Arthropoda, Insecta, Diptera, Culicidae. The coding region runs from base 103 to 942 and encodes 279 amino acids. Gene Ontology annotation, molecular function: zinc ion binding; nucleic acid binding. The transcript has a single exon. The record is from RefSeq and is a predicted model, not a curated record.
CCACACUAAAGUCACGCAGUCUUUAUCGUGAGCUCUCCCAUUCCAUCGCACGGCAGGAAAAUUGAAACGUAGAAAAACCAUUAAGCAAGACGGAAUAAAGCCAUGUCAGCAAGUUUGUUUUCCCGUCUGGAUCCGUUCGACUGCCAGAAGGGAGAUUUCGAUUACUACUUGGAGCAGUUUCAAAACUUCCUCGAGCUAAACUCGGUUGAAGAUGAGAGCAAAAAAGUACCCCUCUUCAUCUCCAGCAUCGGCCAGGACGCGUAUAAGAUACUGAAGGAAAUUUGCGCACCAUCGGAUCCGAAGGAAAAAUCAUUUGACCAGAUGAAAACUCUACUGGUGGAGUACUUUGCCAGGCGAGAAUUCUACCGUCGAAAUCAACGACCUGGUGAAUAUACGGGAGUAUUUGUGAACGAGCUAAAACGACUCUCAAUCAAGUGUAAUUUCGGACCAUUUGCGCAUGAAGCGUUGCGCGAUAGAAUCGCUUGUGGAAAGCUACCAGAAGAAGCGACAGAUAAGAAACCUGCGGCUCCGGCCGCGUCGGACGCUUCCAAAAAGGCCAAGACCCAGCAGCCGCAGAAACCGAGUGUACCACUCGAAGUCCAACUGGUCGCCGAGAAAAAAGCUAAAGCUAAACCGGCCGCUAUUGAGACCGGGUUUGUCGUUGUAAACCCGGACUCGGUCCCAAAACAACCGAAGGGGCCCAAGCAGCAGAAAAGUGGAGGCCCCAGUGGUCAGCAGAAGCAACAUAAGUGCAAGAUUUGCGGACACGAACACAAAGAAUCGGAAUGCCCACACAAGGACUCAAUGUGCUUCAAGUGUGACAAGAAGGGUCACAUUGCGUCGGUGUGCCGAGAGAAGAUUAACAAAGGCCAGAAGCAGCAGCAGCAGCAGCCCGUACAGGUUCAUGUUCACGUUCAGCAGAAUACCGCCAUGAAGAAUUGAAUCAUCGCCUUGUCCUACGAAAUGAGAAAAGUGAUUUGUAUUAUGACAGCAAUCUUUGAAUCAUAUUUGGAAGUUUGUGUAUUAUAUUUGUGGUUUAAACGAGCAUACAUUUUUGUUUUUUUUUCGAUUAUUAUACAUUUAAAAUAUGGCUUUCGUUUCAAAAAAGAAUGACGGCGUGAAUCGUAUAAACCACAAUCAUUGUGAUACAAAUAAAAAUUCAGCAUAAAAAUUGUAA